AGUCCAAGAGGGAGAUCCUUGGGGCUGCUCCUCACCACCUCCCCUUCCCCGGGCGGCCUCACGGUGGCCGCGUCCGGGAAAUCUCAGGUUGAGCAAGUGAAAUUCAAGAUAGAGUGUUUUGGAAAGCUGUUCCAGCACUCUGCCCGAGAGUGACGAGACCUGUCUCCCGGAAAGGAGACAAUGCUUUGUUGAAACAAGUUUUAACCUUGAACUUUCUUCUGUAUCAUCAGUUUUAUGGAAGACACUUAAGCUUAUAAGGGUGGUUUCUGGAUCAGAACUGCUGGGCAAUGGCAAUCAUCGUUCCUAAGUUACCUUCUUUGAUUGGAAAAGUCUGAUUGGAAACUUCUCCACUCCAGCUGAAGCGGAGAUACACGCUGCUCACAAAAUAAGAGACAUGGGUUGUAAACCACCGUAUCACCUCUCCUAUAGAUUACGAUUAUUGUUGCUCUUUACCCUGUGCCUGACUGUGGUUGGAUGGGCCACCAGCAACUACUUUGUGGGUCCUAUUCAAGUGAUCCCCAAGGCAAAGAUCUUCAUGGCUAAUUUCCACAAGAUGCUACCUCUGGGGAAGGAAGACACUCUGGCCCAUGAUGUAACCAUGAAAAAAGCAGAACUUGAUGACUGCCCUUUUGUGUCUCCAAACCUCAGAGGCCAGAGCAAGCUCAUUUUUAAGCCAGACCUCACUUUGGAGGAAGUCCAGGCAAAAAACCCCGAAGUGUCCGGAGGCCGCUAUCGCCCCGAGGAAUGCAAGGCUCUGCAGCGGGUUGCCAUCCUCAUCCCCCAUAGGAACAGAGAGAAGCACCUGAUAUACCUGCUGGAACACCUGCACCCCUUCCUGCAGAGGCAGCAGCUGGACUACGGCAUCUAUAUCAUCCACCAGACUGGAAGUAAAAAGUUUAAUCGAGCCAAGCUCCUGAAUGUGGGCUAUCUGGAAGCUCUCAAAGAGGAAAAAUGGGACUGCUUCGUAUUCCACGAUGUGGACCUGGUGCCCGAGAACGACUUCAACCUUUACACAUGCGGUGAUCAGCCCAAGCACCUGGUGGUCGGCAGGAACAGCACUGGCUACAGGUUACGCUACAGUAAAUAUUUUGGGGGUGUUACUGCCCUCAGCAGAGAACAGUUUUUCAAGGUGAAUGGAUUCUCUAACAACUACUGGGGAUGGGGAGGCGAAGACGAUGACCUCAGACUCAGGGUUGAGCUCCAUAAAAUGAAAAUCUCCCGGCCCAGCCCUGAAGUGGGUAAAUACACUAUGAUCUUCCACACCAGAGACAAAGGGAACGAGGUGAACGUGGACCGGAUGAAGCUGUUAUACCAGAUGUCACGAGUCUGGAAAACAGAUGGUUUAUCGAGUUGUUCUUACAGAUUACUCUCUCUGGAGCACAAUCCUUUAUAUAUCAACAUCACAGUGGAUUUCUGGACUGGGGCAUGACCUAGAUCUUUGGAUGGUGUUCAAGAGAACUGAUGAUUUGAUUGUAAUCAUUUUGGCCUAGAGACUUCCACAGUAAUACAUGUUAAGAACUUGUUCCAGCUGAUUAUUGGGCCAAAUUUUUCCGUUUCAUGUUUUUUUCAGCAAGAGCUCUUGGUUAUGUGGAAUGUAGAACCAUCAUAACAGGACAGCUUUCUUAGCUGUUUUGAUCAUGGUAGUGAAAUGGCGUAACGAACAUACUUGAAGGACUAAAGAUAAAAGGUUGCAGUGAAGGCAACUUGAGAACUGUGUCUUCAAAAGAUUGACUUCAGCAAUGCAUUAUGAGAUUAAGGAGUGGGGGAAUCAAAUUCCCACGUGUCUUAGAGAACCAGCAUUGACAGGUCUAAGAUAGGAAGGUACUAAGAUGUGUCUCUGUUACUCAUCUCUCCUGCAUGGCCUCCUGUGAAGUGAUGGAUUCUGGAUGAGAAGAAAUCCACGGAAGACAGGAGCAAAGUCAAGAAUCAGAUGUCGCAAACUUGACCAUGAAGAGGUGGCGGCGGCGGGCAGAGGGUGGGGUGAACUGGCAGCAGUGGCUGUGCUGGCUGCCGCCCCAAAUCCUCCGUGGUGGAUGCUUCCUCACCAGACACACCUUCCAGUCUGCGGCCACCCGACCUUGAAUGUACCCAGUCUCUUCAGAGGCACUCACUAGUAAUAGCCUAUCAGAGAACACACUCUCUCCUAGUUUUUAAAGCAUUUUUAUAAAAUGAUUUUGUACGUGUAGGAUAUGAAUGAGCAGAUUAUAAGCUACAUAAUGAUCAAUAAUACAUCUAUAGAGUACCUCUGUAGUAAAAUAUGAAAAAGC
This is a messenger RNA of Peromyscus maniculatus bairdii (prairie deer mouse), 2267 nucleotides long. Lineage: Eukaryota; Metazoa; Chordata; Mammalia; Rodentia; Cricetidae. The record is from RefSeq and is a predicted model, not a curated record.